Notothenia coriiceps (black rockcod) is the source of this 786-nucleotide messenger RNA. Its product is annotated as proline-rich proteoglycan 2-like. Lineage: Eukaryota; Metazoa; Chordata; Actinopteri; Perciformes; Nototheniidae. The transcript is spliced from 2 exons. The record is from RefSeq and is a predicted model, not a curated record. The annotation marks the transcript as partial.
AGGUUUCCACCCCCCAGGUGCCAUGCCUCAUCAUGGUCUCCCACCUCACUCCAAAGGUGGAGUUGAAGACCCCUCUAUGGACCCAGCAGGUCUGGGCAACAGGAACAGCGACGAAUUCCCGGAUGGCCACAACAUCUUCAACAACCAGAUGGGACCUAUGGGUGGACCUCCAGGGGUUCUUCCAGGAAUCAUCCAACCCCCUUCUGGUGGUCUGCUAGGCGCACGGCCCGGUAUAAUGCCACUGCAGCGUCCUCCGGUUCCCACUCCACCACACAUGCAGCGGUUCCCUCCACCCCACGGCCAGCGACCCCCUCACCCCAACAUGCCACAUAUGCCCCCACAGAUGAUGCCUCGAGGUCCACACCCUCAAAUGAUGCACCCUGACGCCCCUCCCCUUAAAGGUGGCUUUGGGAUGCUUCUUCCCCAUAAUAUGAGGCCCCCGUUCCCUCCACACGGGCACGGCCCUCCUCCUCACGGCCCUCCUCCUCACGGCCCUCUUCCUCACGGCCCUCCUCCUCACGGCCCUCCUCCUUUCGCUAGACCAGGGGGACCUCGUGGCAUGGAGGGGCCGGAAGAAAUGGAUGGGAGACAAUUCAGGGGGGACAGGCCUGGAUUCAGGGACAGAGAGCCAGAGAGGGACUGGGAUCGGGACAGGGAGAGAGAGAGGGAUCGAGGUUUUGGAGGUGGAAGGCGUCCCUUUGGUGAUGGAGGGAGAGGAGGAGGAGGAGGAGGAGGAGGAGGAGGAGGAGGAGAUAGAAUGGAAGGAAGGGACCGGCUCGGAGGCUG